Trichosporon asahii var. asahii CBS 2479 is the source of this 534-nucleotide messenger RNA. RefSeq lists its product as uncharacterized. The record is from RefSeq and is a predicted model, not a curated record. The transcript has a single exon. NCBI's taxonomy places the organism in Eukaryota, Fungi, Basidiomycota, Tremellomycetes, Trichosporonales, Trichosporonaceae. Bases 1 to 534 code for a protein of 177 amino acids.
AUGCUCUUCUCAACUCUGUCUCUCUUCCUCGCCGCCGUCUCGGCCGCACCGAUCAAGCGCUCCGAGUGUGUGCCCAACUACGCUCCCGACGGCACCUACAUCGACGAGGGGUGCGGUAUCGUGAUGCGCGCGAACGGCGGUCUCUGCAUGCGGACCGACUACGACACCCAGCCCUCUGCGCCGGUGUAUCUGGAAGAGUGCCUUGCGGGGCAGCACGGCCGGUCCGGUGGUCGCUGGAGUGUGUCUCUGGGCGACACGAAGCUGCGCAAUAUGGAGGCCGCGACGCCCGAUUACUGUCUGACGGCGAACGAGGCGCGGACGCUUGUUGUUGCGCAAAGGUGCGAGGAGGGCAACAAGAGCCAGAACUGGGAGACCUCCCUGCCCUGGGGAGACAGCCAGGACGCCCGCAUCAAGCUCAAGGGCGAGGACGUGUGCGUGCAGGCGAGGAAGACGGGCAAGGGUGACCAGAUCGAGCUGGCCAAGUGCGGGUGCUUGACGGAUCAGAUCUUUGAUGCCCCCGGUUUGGCGCCGUAG